Messenger RNA from Dermatophagoides pteronyssinus (European house dust mite), 580 nucleotides. RefSeq names its product Nicotinamide amidase (gene Naam). The record is from RefSeq and is a predicted model, not a curated record. Lineage: Eukaryota; Metazoa; Arthropoda; Arachnida; Sarcoptiformes; Pyroglyphidae.
AAAGAAUUUGUUUUGUUUUUUUUUGAUUGAUUGGGUUUAUCAAAAAUCUAUUUUUGAUCUUAAACCAUCAUUGAGCAGCAGCAGUAUUUGAUCAAAAAAGGAGAAAAAAACAAUGGAAAAAUCCAAUGAUCAAUCCCAAAAUGGUAAUGAUAAUGAAUGUUAUCAACCAACAGAAUUUAAAUUAUCCGAUUAUCUUGAAGAUAUUGAUUCAAUAUCACCUAUAUUGGAUAAACCAAACAUAACAAAUGGUCAUCAAGCUAAACAAACUGUACGACGUUGGGCAUUGAUUAUUGUUGAUGUACAAAAUGAUUUUGUUGAAGGUUCAAUGGCAUUGAAUCAUUUUUUUAAUGGUGAAGAUGCUGCCGAAGUUAUACCGGCUAUUAAUCGUUUAUUAAAAUAUGUUGAAUUUGAUUUAGUUGUUUAUAGUCGUGAUUGGCAUCCAAUUGAUCAUUGUUCAUUUCAUUCAAGUUCAGUUCAACCGAAAACACCUAUUACACAUAAAUGGCCUGAACAUUGUAUUGAAAAUACAUGGGGUGCACAAUAUGUUGAUGGACUUAUUACCGAUCCCGGAAAAUUUAAU